GCCCAAAAUUGGGACGGCUUGCCUCGCAAGAUUCUUCAGCCAUGGGUGUGGACCGCGCAGCUGGGGCAGAGGCCUCAGGGGCAGGCAGCGGCGUGUUGCAAUGGGCCAUCUCUCGCGCCGCGCGGAGCUUCGGGCGCUACGGGGGCGUCUUCCUGCAGGCGACGAGCACCUUUGACGACUCGCUGCUCUUUGCCGGGGCAGCCGGCUUUCUGACCACAGGCAGCAUGGCGCGAGUCUCCAUCAAUGAUGCCUUUGAGGUGGCCUCCGUUACGAAGAUGGUCACGGCCACUGUGGUGCUGCAACUCGUAGAGGAGGGCCACCUGCAGCUGGACCAGUACUGGGCCUCUGUGGGCAAUGGCGCGGUGGCAGGCAAUGUGCAGGAGCAUGUCCCCGCUUGGCCCGCACGCUUCAGCAACGUGACGGUGAUGCAGCUUCUGCAGCACACCAGUUGUUUGCCGAACUACUGGGAGGAUGGCUCUGACUUUGUCAAAGCCUUCGAGGCUAAGCCUGACCGAGUAUGGCAAACCUGGGAGCUUCUCAGCUAUGCGGCCGCGAUGCAGACACCCUGCGAACAGCGGGACCGCGGGAAGGAGUCAGCAUUCCACUAUGCAGACACGAACUACUUGUUGCUCGGGCUCAUGGUGGAACACCUCACGAGCAAGCCCCUGCCGGCGGCUUUUCGGGACCGCGUGUUUACGCCCGCGGGCAUGUCCCGACAAGGCACCUACUGCAAGUUCCUCGAGGGAAGGCCGCAGGACGCCCCACCCUUGGCGGCUCGCUACAUGGGCACCAUGCAACUCACCGGCCAGAAGCGGCACUCUGCGGACUCCUUCGCGGCUGGGGGCAUCGUGACCACCGCGGAAGACCUCGAGAAGUUCAUGUCGGCGCUUUCCAGCGGUAGGCUCUUCCAGGGUGGGACGUCCACGUUGCAGAAGAUGCAGUCCUGGGUCCCCGCGAAGCGUGGGCCCGGGUUUUGGUACGGCCUGGGCGUGAUGAAGAUCGAUCUUGCGGGGUUUUCCAGCCCCUUUUCCCCCUUCCGCCCUGAGGGAUACAUCUGGGGGCACGAAGGCUUCGGGGGCGCCUUUGCAUGGAAUUGGGUGCCCACAUCGGCUCCCGGGAUGGUCAUUACCGGGACCACCAAUAACGAACAAAGGUCCUAUAUGGAUUUAGUCCUGGCAGUUUUGCAGUCGACUCAAGCCAGAGGCUCUUUGCGCGGGACAGGGGUGCAACCUUGAGUGCUCCUGAGACCUCCUCCUCCAAACUGACGUUGUUUGUUGAACGGGCAGCUUGGGAAGCCUGCGUGAGA
Molecule: messenger RNA, 1306 nt
Organism: Effrenium voratum
Lineage: Eukaryota; Dinophyceae; Suessiales; Symbiodiniaceae
Source: the annotation of a GenBank genome assembly